Messenger RNA from Abrus precatorius (Indian licorice), 1104 nucleotides. RefSeq names its product probable ADP-ribosylation factor GTPase-activating protein AGD11. The record is from RefSeq and is a predicted model, not a curated record. The transcript has 8 exons. Gene Ontology annotation, molecular function: GTPase activator activity; phospholipid binding. The coding region runs from base 1 to 1104 and encodes 367 amino acids. Lineage: Eukaryota; Viridiplantae; Streptophyta; Magnoliopsida; Fabales; Fabaceae.
AUGUCUAUGCAGCAUGAUAAUCCUGGUACAAAAGAUGAAUUAGACCCACAUAAAAGGCUCACAGAUUUGAUGCAUGAAGCUGGAAAUAUGUUCUGCGCUGAUUGUGGAACUCCAGAACCAAAAUGGGUAUCUUCAAGUCUUGGCGUAUUUAUUUGUAUCAAGUGCUCUGGCAUACAUAGAAGUCUAGGAGUCCACAUAUCAAAGGUUCUAUCACUAAAGCUAGAUGAAUGGAGUGAGGAACAAAUUGAUGCAUUAGCAAAGUUGGGUGGAAAUACAUUAUUAAAUAAGAAGUAUGAAGCUUGCCUCCCAAGUAAUAUAAAAAAACCAAAACCACAUUCAUCCAUCGAGGAGCGUUCUGAUUUUAUCAGGAGAAAAUAUGAGUUGCAACAAUUUGUGGAGCCUGAUGAUAGUUUGGCAUUGGUCACUGUUAUACCUCCUGGAAGAAGUUUAUCAUUGGCUCCAAACAGUUCUCCAUGCAACAAUUCUAUAAUGGACAAGAAACCAUCUGAAAAGCACCCAAUUAGCAGACAUGGUAUUGGGCAUGCAUUUCGAAAUAGUUGGGGAAGAAAAGAGGUUGAGCACAAGGCUCCAAAGAAGAGUGCCUCAUUGGCAGGUAUGGUUGAAUUUGUUGGAUUGAUUAAGGUUAAUGUUGUUAAAGGCACUCACCUAGCCAUUCGAGAUGUAAGAACCAGUGACCCUUAUGUCAUCCUUUCCUUGGGUCACCAAUCAGUAAAAACACGAGUCAUAAAGAACAAUUUGAAUCCAGUCUGGAAUGAAAGCUUAAUGCUCUCAAUUCCAGAGAACAUUCCUCCACUUAAAGUGCUGGUGUAUGAUAAGGAUAAAUUUUCAACUGAUGAUUUUAUGGGUGACGCUGAAAUAGACAUUCAACCUCUAGUUUUGGCUGCAAAGGCCUAUGAGAAAUCUUCAAUCAACGAAUCCAUGCAGAUUGGGAAAUUUGUAGCAAGCAAGGAGAACACUCUUGUUAAAGAUGGUAUCAUAUCCCUUGAGGAAGGCAAGAUCAAACAAGAAAUCUCAGUGAGGCUACAGAAUGUUGAAAGAGGUGUGCUAGAGAUUGAACUUGAGUGUGUUCCUCUUACUCAGUAG